Molecule: messenger RNA, 387 nt
Organism: Candidula unifasciata
Lineage: Eukaryota; Metazoa; Mollusca; Gastropoda; Stylommatophora; Geomitridae
Source: the annotation of a GenBank genome assembly
AUGAAAGGCCCGGAUUGUCUCGGCCUGCUGCUACUGGUGACCGUGGUGCACGGCCGGAUUGUAGAUAUUCGCAGGGAAGUGUCCAACAUUGUCAAGUACCACAACCAUGAGCGACGGGAGAAGCACCUCAUGGCGUCCGACAUGCUGGAGAUGAGAUGGGACAACGAGCUGGCUCGACAAGCAGAGAAAUAUUCAGGGAGAUGCCAAUAUAUUUACCCACGCCCACAAGAGUUCGACGUUGGUUCGAAUCUUUAUGCUGAGCGCGACCUUGUGCAUGGCGCCAAGACUGUUGAACGAUUGAUAAACACGUCCCUGGAGGCAUGGACGCUCUCUAAGAGAUUCUUCACCUACAGAUCACAAUGUGGAUCAGCAUGUUCUUAUGUUCAG